AUGAGUGUCAACAACUGUCCAUUAACGGUAAAAAGACAUUUCUCGUCAAGUUUGAUUAUUUUAAGAGAAUGGAAGCUUGUUGAAACAAGACGAAUUGCAAAACAACCUGACUUUCAAAUCGGUGGUGAAAAACCUUUAUAUAUUCCAAAGAAAAGAAAAGUGUUUCCAGAUUAUAAAUAUGGAGAAUCAAAUUUAUUCAAGCAGAGCAACCAAGGGCUAUUUGGUGGUUCAUUCAUACAAUUCGGCAACAAUAUCUCGGAAAGUAAGAUUAAAACAAGAAGAACAUGGUUACCAAAUAUUAUUAAAAAGAGUCUUUGGAGUGAAACUUUGAACAAGCCAAUAACUCUAAAAUUGACCGCAAAAGUUUUGAAAACUAUCACUAAGGAAGGUGGUAUUGACAAUUAUUUGUUAAAGGAUAAAGCUGCCAGAAUUAAAGAAUUAGGUCCAACUGGUUGGAAACUACGUUAUUCCAUUUUAAGUGCGAAAGAUAAGCAGUUAAAUCCUCCACAUAAAGAUGCCAAGACAGUGACUACCAAUUCGGGAGAAGUUAAAAAGAUAUAUUAUGACGUUGAAGUGAAUGGGAAGCCAUUCAAAAUAACUGUCGGAAGAAGACAGUUAUUAAGUUUAUUAUUUGCAAAAGAACAAUUAAACAAAAAAUGUGAUGGUAUAGUUUAUUCCCAUAAAGAAUUCAUAGAAGAGUCACAAAAAUCAACGAUCAGUGACAUACUAUCUAAAUUGGAUAAGUAUGGUUAUGAUCUAUCUACGAUAUCUUUAUAA
This is a messenger RNA of Tetrapisispora phaffii CBS 4417, 777 nucleotides long. It is a transcript of the gene MRPL24, whose product is annotated as mitochondrial 54S ribosomal protein bL28m. Bases 1 to 777 code for a protein of 258 amino acids. NCBI's taxonomy places the organism in Eukaryota, Fungi, Ascomycota, Saccharomycetes, Saccharomycetales, Saccharomycetaceae. Gene Ontology annotation, molecular function: structural constituent of ribosome. Gene Ontology annotation, cellular component: mitochondrial large ribosomal subunit. The record is from RefSeq and is a predicted model, not a curated record. The transcript has a single exon.